Molecule: messenger RNA, 933 nt
Organism: Haemonchus placei
Lineage: Eukaryota; Metazoa; Nematoda; Chromadorea; Rhabditida; Trichostrongylidae
Source: the annotation of a GenBank genome assembly
AUGCUUCUGGGUCUUGCACUAAUAGUCACAGUUUGUCGGAUUGUGGACAGUUCGUCAUCACCGCCCAAAGACGAUAACGAUGAUGAACUUUUUCGAGCAUUAGACAAGGAACUUGAAGAUAUUCUAGAGGAUGCAAUCGACAAACUUCCACAAAGGCUUGACGACUUUACUCUGCAGAAUCUUGAAGCAAGUGGGGAAAUGCCUCCAGUAACUUCCACAGAGGUCGUCACGACCGGUGUGAAUCUUCAGGCCGUGACACCCUCCUCAAACCUGCCGGCGACUCCUCCGAACUUCACCACCGGUAUGAGUCAGGUUCAGGUUGUGACAACCUCCUCCCCAAUGGUGGUGUCAUUGAACAGUCAAGCCGACUUAGCCGAGCAGAAGGCUCUCAACGCUAGUAGUGUUUCAAUGCUUCUCCAGAUGUUGUCGUCGAUGGCUGUAGCUAGUCUACCGGCACGGCCUGGUGUCGUUGAAAUUGCUGAUCGUCUGAUAGCUGAGGCUGUUAAUGAAGAGGUGAUGGAAUUACUCACGAAUACAACCACUCCGACGGAAGAGACUCUUGGGACGCCUUCGACCAUUAGUACUUCGACUGCAGGAGCUCAGUCAGCUUCAGCGGGCCUGACGACGGCCAACACUACAAGUUCACCCUCGUUGGCAGCCCCCCUAGCUUCUUCUCGAACUCCAGAGAUCCACGUCCGGUCAGGAUCAUCAACAACUAUUCCCAAUCUCAAAUCCGUGACGAGUAAACGAAGUACCUGCUUGAAGGAUGCCAUCUGCUACAGCGAUGACGAAUGUGGCAAGGGUCAGUGUCAUGGAGUAUCACUUGGCAAGUGUAACUGCCAUGCUUGCUUGGCAACUUUACCCUGUAAGGACGAUAUGGACUGCGGUGGAUUGACGAAAUCCUGUCAGAAUGGUACCUGUCGAUGUGCUGAG